CAUCUUGAAUUUAGCGCCGUGUCCCUGUGCUUUCUGCAUCCUGUUCUUCCAUUGGUGAGUGAUUUAGACCAAUCAGCGUCUCGAGAGUGUCUCGGAAAGCCGCACGAGCUCAUUGACACACACGGCUUGGACCAAUAGGAGAGUGUGUUUACUCUCCGUGGGUUGCGAGGCACGAGCUGCGCUGGGAAAGAGGAUCGCCGUUCGGAGACUCGGGUCUGAACUCAGCGGCCUGCACCGGCGCUUUGGCAGAUCGAGACGCUACAAUACACACACACACACACACACACACACGUAUAUACACGCACAUACACGCGCUCGGGCGGAAUACGAGGAUUACCUUUGAAAUGUGAUUUUUGAAAUAUGAUCAGCAACUUUCUUGAUCUACAUUUUUGUUCUCUCUACUUCUAAUUAAUUGUAUUUAUUGUCAUGCACGGAUUUAACAAACCAAAAACAUGAUCGGGAGCCGCGCCGCCAGUCGGAGAGGCGAGACUUCCUCUGAAAGCAACACCGACGCCCAUCGAGAGGGAUUAUAAAAUAUAUGGCUUUGGUUUAAUCGCUGUGGUCUACGCCGCCGGAAUAUUUGGAUUAUAAAGGCGCAACGCAGCGGUUAUGGAGAGCCGGGAUUUCGGCGCUCCGGCGCACCUCCUGUCUGAGCGGGGCGCUUUAGUUCACCGCGCCGCCUCGCGGAUCACGUCGAGCGGCCACAGCUCCGUGCAGCACGCCGCUGCCUUCCCGCCUGGCAAAUAUUACCCUUCUCAUCUGCCCAUGGCCACACACUCAGGCAGUGGACUGAUGGGCAACUCCUCUGCCUCAUUUAUGGGGACAUUUCUGGCCAGCAGCCUGGGUUCUUCUCCCUCACAUCCACCUCACCCUUCCAGACCUCCGUCCUCACCAUCUUCUCCUCCAUGCCGUGGAGGGCCACACUCCACCGCUUCCCAGAUCUGGUUCCCACACUCACAUGAAGCACCCCCAGGGUACCCACGCUUUUCAGGAAGUCUGGCUCAUACAUUCCUUCCUAUAAGUCAUUUGGAUCACCAUGCCAACAGUGGGGUUCUCUAUGGUCAACACCAUUUCUAUGACACCCAAAAAGAAAACUUCUACUUAAGAAGCCUUCCAUCCCAACCCCCACUUAUUUCAGCCAAUCACAACAUUCCACCCAUGUCAAGGACAGAGCCAGGCAACACCCAAGGCUCUUGCAGUAGGGACACAGGAAGUGUUGUCAACUUGCAAAAGGGUCUAAAGGAAGCCAGUAUUGACAAAGGCAUGGUCUCAGGUACAAAGGACAAAGAAAGGUCAAGCGGUAAGCAUGAGCCUAAAGAUCGCCACCCCCACAACCAACAUUCACAAUCCCAGCAUCUCCAGUCACACCAGUCUCAACACCAUUCUCAGCUCCCUUCCACGAUGGACACCAUGAAUGGUAUGGAGCGGCACAAGGCUUCUUUACUUAUGGAGUACAAGGACCAUUCACAGAGCAUGGGUAAGCCUCUUAGUGCCUGUCUGCUUAAUGGAAAGAUGCAAAAUGGAGACUCUCGGCGUGGUGUUGGGUCCAAAGUAUCUAUGACAAGCUGUGGAGGAGAAGGCAUGGGCAGGGGUCCUGGAGACUCAACAAAUACACAUGCCAGACACAUAAUUAACAACAAUACUGGCCGUUGCACAAAAGAAGCUGUAAGCGGGGAGAUGAGGAUCAGCGAGCAACCCCUCCCUGAUUGUGUGGAGAGGGGUCAGGUGCUACACCAAUCUUUGUCAUACUCUGUGCCUCCUCCUUUGUCCAUGGCUUCAGCAACUGGUGGUGGUCAUCCAGGCAGCUUUCACUGUUUACAGCUCCAUCCUAGUCAUCAGCAUCAUACCCAGCACCCACACCACAGCCACCACUCCCACCAUCACCCAGAUUUUUUCUGCCCUCCUCCCCCUGCCCCGAUCACCAAUCCUACUUUACAUGAAAAAGGUGUCUGCAGCAAUGGAACAAGAGAACCUAAAGCAACCAGACCCACAUUUGUACCAUCUGUAGGACAUCUUGGGGAAAAAGCUGGAGGCCUUUUUCAACUGGGAAACCCUGAAUGCCAAGGGGUAACUGGUGGGGGAAGCAGUACCAAAGAAAAGGCAAUGGAAAAGGCAAGUGGGGGUGUGGGGCAUCCAGGGAACUGGCACAGAAAACAACAGGAGCACCAACAACAACAACAACCUCCUCCACAAAAGCAGCAUCCCUACAGAAAAGCAGAAAAAGCCCCUGACUGGAUGCAUAACAAUGAUCAAUUGCAACAACAGCAGCAGAACCAUCUUCAGCAACAUCAAGCUGUGCGGUCUCAUAGUGCAGACUGUAUCAAUAGUAUGGACACAGAUGUUUAUAGAUCAGCUCUUACACAGGAACCCAAAACUGGCCACCUCUUAACUCACCUUAAUAAUGUUAACACACAUUCCUAUCAGGAUUGCUCACAUUCUAGAUCAACUCCUAACUCCUCACCUCUUGCUAAGACCCUGUCUCAGCAAGGACCUGGUUCUGGAGGUGGGAGUUGCUCCAUGCAAAGAGAAGGCCAAAAGGUUGCCCGUAUCCGGCACCAACAGCAUGGCAGAACGAGUUCAAGUGCUUCCUCAGCAGAGCUGGGCCAGACCAGUAGCAGUCAAGAGAUGAAGCAGAAAAUUGAUAUGUCCUCAUACGCUUAUAAUAACAGUGGGCAGCAUCAUUCACAUCAGCAAUCACCUGUGCCACCAUGGGCAAUGCACCCCCAUCAUGUCCACCUGGAGGAUGAUCAACGCAGAGCUUAUAUGGAGCCUGUCAGUGGAGCUGCCAAUAGGAGGCAGCAGCCCCAUCAACACCAGUCAGGUGGAAUGGGACCCCCACCUGCUCCUGCACAGAACCAGCAGGAGGUUUUGGGCCCACAGGCAGAGGGUAGUGCAAUGAAAAACCUUCUGAAGUAUAGCAACCAGCAGCAGCCUCUCCUUCUGUCUCAGAAAACCCCAUUUGGGGGACUGGGAAGCCUUAAAACAGGACCUAACAGCACAAACUGCACCUUACAAACUGGCAAAACAACUCUGCCUUCUAGAAAAGUCAUAAACAACGAUAACGAAAGGCAUGACUGUGGAGGACGGAGCAGAGAGAUAGGAGAGGUGGCUCAUGGAGAGGGGGAAGUCCGGCAACCCCCUGUGGGUAUUGCAGUUGCUGUGGCACGGCAGAAAGAACCAAUCUGCAGACCGCCUGACAACCAUCCAAGCAGCUGCCAGGGGCGGGUCCACUCUGGCAUGAAAGGUAUUUCGCGGCCCAUGUAUCCCCCAGACUCAUCUAGAGAGGAGGACAGGAAAAGAAUGAGUGGGGAGCACAUGGGUGUCACUGGGGGUCAUCCAUGCCUGAACAGAGAAAGAGAAACUUUUAUCAGGGACAACAAAGAAAGAGUAGAAUUUGCAAGAAUCCAUCCCUCCAAUAGUUGCCGUGGUGACCUCACCUCUCAUUUGAUGGUGCCUGGUGGCACUUCCCUGCAGUCGGGCCAGUUGGGAGACCCUGCUGCACAUUCCCACUCUGCGCACCACCAUUGGAUGCCCCGCACAGCAAGUCCCUCCCUCUGGAUGACAGGUCAUUCCUAUGGUAUAAGCCAUACUGGUCUCCACCAGAAUCUUCCCCCAGGGUUCUCUGCAACUAUGCCUGCUCCCCUCCAGCCUGUACUUCCCCUGCCCCAGGACCCUUCUGCCCAGCUGGUGGUUUUACCUUCUGAGCCUACUGCCCAUCCAGCCACUCAUCACUUGGAUGUGAUGGAGCAGCCAGGUCUGUGGCCCCCAGUGUAUAGGGCCCGAGGGCCUCCCUCCCACAUGCAGCAUCCCGCUGUGUACUCUCGCUCCCAGUUUCUACGGCAACCAGAACUGUAUGCACUCCAGCAACAUCAGCAACUGCAGCAUCAGCAACACCCUGGCCAUCAGCAGCCUCCUCAACCACCACAGCAACAUAGAGGAGCACACAGCAUCGAGAUUCAGCACAGAAAUACUCACAACCAGAUGCAGAAGAAACCUGAGGACCAUGGAGCAUGUGGCAUGGAGUUACAGGAUAUCCUGUCUGAGUCCAGGAACCACAAAGCUACCAAGUCUUAUACCUAUGGCUCUACAAACCGUGCUUCAUCACCUCCUAGGGCCUCUGCUGCACACAUGUCACCUUGCUGUCAGUCACCAUGUAUGCAUCCUCAUCCGAAAAGCACCCCCUCCACCCCCUGCCCUGUCCCUAGUCCUGCCGCUACUGUGCCCUGCUCUCCUGCUAUUAGCCCUGCUCCAUCACAAUUACCCAAUAUAACAGAAAACCAGGACAAGAGAACAAAGGGCCAGCCACCACAAGACUUCCCUCAGUCUAUGGAACCAGAUCUUCCACCUGGAUAUACCUAUCCAGGAAUCUCCAUGGCAUACAGAGGUGGACCUUCCCCACAGGAUGUACAACUAGCUGAGCCAGCUGAUUUGGAAGCUAUUCCGGUUGAGCCAGUUGAGCAUGCUCCAACACCUCUGUCCAGUAUUGGAGAAGGGCCAGAGUGCCAUGCUAUAGUAAGGCCCAUCACUGAGUCCCAGUUGCAAGUGGAGGAGAAAAAUGAGGAAGAUUUGGCACAAGAGCAGACACAAGGUGUGCUGAAGCAGAGUGGAGAAUCAGACACAGUGGGUUGCUGUGUACCUGUGGAGCAUGAACAAGCACAGGGAGAAGCAGCAAUGCUCAUUAGCCACUCUGAAGAGGCAUUAGCCUGCGAAGAAGUACCUUGUCCAGGUGGUUGGUUAGAGGAACCAGUACACAAGGACUCUACCAUAGUCUGUCAGGAGGAAGGUAGCCUUCUUGAGCAGGACAAUGUUGUAUCUGAGCUGAAGCCAUGCACAGCACCAGCUCCCGAGCAUCCUUGUGUUCCAAUUAAUCUAAGUGACUACCAACCUGGCACAACUGCUGAGGUAGUGGAAGAAGAGACAGAAAUGGAAGCUCAGGUGGAAGACUGUAAACCAAUCUUCUCUGCUCCUUCAUCUCCUAUCAGUGUCACUCCCUUCCCACAGCCAAUUGUGCCAAGCUAUUGGAGCCUGGAGCUCCUGAUUGCUGCUGCCUUUUGCGGAGACUGCCCUCCCCCCUCCCCACCUGUUUCCACGACUUCUCAGGGCUGUGCUGGCCCCUUUUAUGCCAGUACAUAUGGUAUGGAGCUCCUUAGUGAGGUGGCCGAUCUGGAGCGCCAACAGGAACACCACAGUGCAGACAAAAUUGAAGGACAAGAACAAAUAAUAUUUGACCUCCAGAGUCUCGCUACUUUGGCAGUGGCUCGUGCCCUGGAGUUGGACUCCAAGGCAAACAGCAUGGCAGAUGCUGAGAAGCAGUGUCCAGCCAAAAGAACCCUCAACCUGCGGCGGAAAUGCAAUUGGACCCCUCGCCAUGAGCCAGUGUGUCCUGUGAAAAGUGCUAUGGAUGCUAUAGACAGUCAGGAACUGGCUAUGCGAGUGAGGCUGGCAGACUUACAAAGGCGCUACAAAGAGAAGCAGAAGGAGUUAGUCAAGCUUCAGAGGAAGCAUGACCACCAGAAAGAGGAGACUCCACGUAGUCCUGCGCGUCGGGGCCCUGGCCGACCUCGAAAACGGAAAUCAACAGGUUUUGGGCCUGUUCCUCCUGAGCCACAAAAGAAAGUCAAGUCCAUGGGGGUGGUGCUUAAUCUGCUGACAGAGGAGUCAGGAAGAGGAGGUGGGGAUUUAAUGAAGAAGAGGAGGCUAUCCAACCGAGGGUUUGGUCGUCUUGGAGCUGUACAGAUAAAGAUGCAAUCCAACCAAAAGAGCAGCCUCCAUGAGCAUCACAUGGCACAGCUGAAGUCCAAACCUGCUGUCAGUAGAACUAUCAGGGACCGUGAAACCUUGGGGUCUGCUCACUUGUACAAUUCUCAGCGCAGCCCAAAAGUGGAUUCCAGACUCUCUAACAUGACAGCCAAUGAAUCUGAAGGCCAAAGUGACACAGGCAGUGGAGACAGCGGCACUCAGGAGAGCUGGAAAGGCCUGAGGAAUAGUAAGAAGAAGAGUGAGGCGGCUUUAAACCGAGCAUCAGCCUGUGUGCGGCAGCCUCAGGCCAGAGCACAGGACGUGACAGAGGACGGGGAAACAUUUGCAGAGGAUACAGAGUCCUCUGAGCAAGAAGAGGAGGAAGCAGAAAGCAAUUACAACAUCGAUGAAGGCCAUACCAUCAAAGUCCCACCCUCCAGGGAGCUUCCAUCCAGCUCCAUCCUAAAAGACCCCUCCCCUUCCUCUGUUGUGAAACUGGAAGUCAAUCAGAAGGCAAAGAAUAAAAGAGAACGACAGGAGCUGUAUGGUUCCCAGGUUCGGUCAAAUACAGACGGUGAGGUGAAAAUAAAGAAAAAGCCCCACUGCAGGUCAGCACCAAACAAUACAGCUAAGGGCUUGGGGGUGAGGAGGAGACCAGGGCGUCCCAGGCUGCAGGAAAAGCUGUGGGCUGGUCACUAUCGUAAACCUGCAGGCCUCUUGUCUUUCUCCACCACCAGUGAAAGGCUGAGGAGAGCUACUCGGAAGAGCUCCAUGCUCCGUGGAGUGCUUAGCAAGACGAAAAGUUGUUGGUCAGCUGUCGUCCAGUCUUCUCAGGGUGAUGACACCUGUAAACGGAGGACCAGAUUUAGACAGUCUAAAGGGCGUGCAGUCAGUCGUCUUUUGGAGAGCUUCGCAGCAGAUGAUGGAUUCCAACUGGGUGAAGAUAGCAGCUUUUCCGAUGAGGAUGAGGAUGAUGAUGAUGAGAACUUUUCUUCAAGCACCAGAAAUUCUCCAGCUCCUCCAAACUGUGUACUGACCAAAGAGCUACUGUCUGAAGGGCUCAAAAUUCUCAUCAGUAAAGAAGAUGAGCUACUGUAUGCUGCCCGAGUGAGAACUUUAGAUCUCCCUGACAUCUACAGCAUUGUUAUCGAUGGGGAGAGAGGAAACCGCCCCAGAAUCUACUCCCUGGAGCAGCUCUUGCAGGAAGCAGUUUUGGAUGUGCGUCCAGAAACAGAGGCAUUGCUAACCGAAGGAACAAGAGUGUGCGCCUAUUGGAGUGAACGCUCGCGAUGUCUUUACCCAGGCUAUGUGCGCAGGGGUGGCUCUAAUAAUGAGUGUAAGCCAGGUGGAGUGAUGGUAGAGUUUGAUGAUGGGGACAGAGGAUGGAUCUCUCUCCGCAACAUUCGUCUCCUUCCAGCUGGAUACCAGAUUAACUUAGAUGCUGAGUCCAAUCCUACAUUGGUUUCCAAUGGUCAAACAGACAAGAUCAUUUCAAGUCAAGAGGGAAGAAGCUCACAGAUUGACCGAUCCUCUGAAAAAACAUCAAGCAAAGAGGAAGCCAAAAUCAAGGAGAAGCCAAUGAGAAAACCAGGGAGACCUAAAGGAUCAGGACUGAAGAGGUUUAUCUCAGAUAGCGAUAAAACCUCAGCAUCUCCACUUACUUGGCCAUCAAUAGCUCAGCCUAGAAAGAGAGCGCCUGUCAAUUUGUUUCAACUUAAUGGAUCAGGAACCAAAAAGGCCACGAAGAACAAAGAGGCAGGAUUUCCUCAUGCUUCAGUCUCUACGACAACACCAGCCAAAUGCAUCUUCAAUAGCAGGUCCUUUGAGGUGGACUCUUUUAGUAGUAUUGCUAAUGGCUACUCAUCAUUCUGCAGCCAGUCCUCUAGUAUGCCUAUUGAGGGCAGGAACAGUCCCUGUGGUCAGGGCAGAAAGUCUGAGGAAUCUGAUGUGCCCCGGGGAAGGAAAAAUGAAGUCCUGAUAAAGCUGGAUCACGAGGGGGUAAUGAAUCCCAAGAACAAGAGCAGCAAGGCACUUCUAAUGUUAGGGGGUUCUGGGUUUGGCUCUAAAGGUAUUGGUGCUCCACCCAAGCCUGAUACAUAUUCUCACCCAGUUCUGUUGGUAAAGGACAAAAGGAAGGGAGACAGCUCUCGGGCAGAGCUCCUACCAAUCCAGAGAAAGCCAUCCCCAUCCUUGAUAGUGAGCAAGCAUGGAGAAAUGGGCCAUAGUUGCCACAGGGACUGUCACAGCUCUUAUUCAGACAUGGAUGAGGAAGACGAAGAAGAAGAGGAAAGGAGGAGAAGAAGUGAAUCAGUUUUGGUCCCAGCUUCUGAUGGCAUAAGAAUGGCUGGUCGUUUCCUCUCCCAUCUCUCUGUUUCCUCUUCUUCUUCGGGGUCAUCUAGCUCUUCUAGUUCAGGCUCUGUUUCUACCUCCAGUGUUUGCUCCUCUGACAAUGACUCCUCCUAUAGCUCAGAAGAUGAUGAGAACUCCACAUUGCUCCUGCAAAGCUGCCUAACUCCCCAUCACUCCCUACUUCAUUCCCAUAAAGCUACUACCAGACCUCCACAGCAUUCAUUUGUGGCCAAGGCUAUGGCUGUCUCUAGUGCUAAAGGUGGUAAUGUUGACAGUGCUGCUCGCAAGCCCCUGAAAAGGAAAGAGUGUCUCAGUUCAUCUACCAAAACUUCCAAAGACCUGGUCAAGAGACAAAAACUACUGGCUGACCAUAGUAGGCCCAAAGUCUCUCCCUGCAUGCCAGCAAGGCAAUUGUGGAGAUGGUCUGGGGAUCCCACCCAGAGACGUGGGCUAAAAGGGAAAGCUCGUAAACUCUACUACAAGUCCAUAGUCCGUGGCAGGGACACGGUGCAUGUAGGAGACUGUGCAGUGUUCCUGUCAGCUGGCCGUCCCCACCUACCCUACAUUGGCCGCAUUGAGAGCUUCUGGGAGUCCUGGACCAGCAGUAUGGUAGUGAAGGUCAAGUGGUUCUACCAUCCUGAAGAGACCAAUCUUGGCAAGAGACAUCAUGAUGGCAAGCAGCAUGCCCUUUAUCAGUCAUGCCACGAGGAUGAAAAUGAUGUGCAGACAAUCUCUCAUAAGUGCCAGGUUGUGAGCCGUAAGGAAUAUGAGCAUCUGAGCCGCAACAGUAAGCCUGGAAGCAACCUUCAGGACCUCUACUAUCUGGCUGGUACUUACGACCCCACCAGUGGCCAGCUGCUUACUGCAGACGGAGUGUCUAUCCUCUGCUAGCAUUGGUCUAAGGGUAAUGACAAUCUAGCAUUUGCCUCAGAAGGAAUUUAAGGAGAGAUUAACCAGUUAAGAUGGGGUAUUGCAACAAUCACAACUCUUAAAUAUCACUAACAGGAUCUGAAUUGUGGUGACAUGCAUUGCUAAAGUAGACCAGGAUAUAACCUCCCAGCCUCACAACUUGUGCUUGGUCUCCCAAAGACAAACUACCACCACAAGUAGUUUGCCUGUGGUCCAACUUUUCUGUAUAGUACAUCCAUGUUUAAUCUCACAUUUUACAACUUAACUUAAAAAUAAAUAAAUAAAUAAAUAAAUAAACAAUUUAAAGUCACCAAAGCAGAACCCUUUUUUUGGUUUUGAAAGAUGGCUUUUAUGUGAGAAUUCUAUAGCAUAGAAAAAAACAGAGACAAAGUGAGAAUGGUGUGUUUUUCCCCCACACCAUGUGAUGAUUCCAGGGAUAUUUAAGUAAAUAUUAGAUUUAGUAUAUUAAGUUUAUGUAUAUGUUUAUUUAAGGAGUUAUUUACUAUUAAGCCAUACACUUCAGUACCUCUUACCUGUUUUCUUAUUCAGGUGUAUAGUGUACAGGUGCAUGUGUGAUCUGCUUUUCUUUUUUUUUUUUUUUUUUCCGUCAUUGUUGUUUAUACAGUAUGUAUAUACAAAGUUAUUUUAUAUGGUAGAUGUACUGUACAUAUGAGGUUUAUUGUCUGAUGCUUGGAUUGAUUUAUUUUUCUAUGAGAAGAGAUGAACUGAAGUUGUAUGCAUUGCACUGCACAUUGCCUGCUGAGACAGAAAGAGAAGAUGUUAUGAGUUUCAGUCAUUGUUAUGGCUGCACUUUGGGCAUUUUUUAUUAGUUCUCUGUAUUAUUUUGUCUGUGCAUACCUUUAUUUUCAUGUCCACUGUGCUUUUUACCCAAAAAAGAAAAUGAAACGAAAAAAGGUGGGGAAACCACGUAAAAGUUACUUGAUGUUAUUUAAUUGAGAAAUACGUGUCUCAGAGGAGUAUCAGAAAAGAUCAGGAAAAAAGAUUGAAUGGAAAAUACAGGCGCUAAAAAUAUGUACUCAAUGUAUAAAAUACCAGAGAAAUCUUAAAAUGGUGAAAUCUAUUAAUUAGCGCUGUACAUUCUUCUGCAAUCAACAUACUUCCUAAUAUGUUGCAGUGACUGUACAUAAUUUUGCUUUAUUGACAAUGUUUUGUAAAAUUUUUCCAACUUUCUACUCAUCAGCAAUGGUAAUGACAUUUUGAGGUAGUUUUACCAAGGCCAAGAUAUCGAAACAAAGAAAUGGCAUUGUGCCAAGCAUAACAAGAGCUCUUAGAAAAGCUUAGAAAAGUUGUUUGUCUUUAGGGACAAUCAUGUUCAUAAAAGAGCAAGUGUGGACUGUUUGACAGGCUCACACAAUUACAAUAUACUUUAUUAGAUUUUUUUUUUUUUGUGUGUGCCAAAAAACAUCUUUUUUUAUUAUGCAACCUUCACUGUAUUCUCUAAGUAUUGAUUCUUAUUUUUAUAACCUAUUUAUUGUCAGUGUUACUGUUUCAUCAAAAAAAGAAAAAAAGAAAAUGUGACAGCGCUUAUUUCGUUUGUGUUGAACAUAGAGGCUCUUUAAAUCAAAGUGCAAUGGUCUGGCAGAGAGAACUAGUACAGAGAGAACACUGGAGUAUGCUGGUUUGUGCCUUGAAUUAUAGUUAGACCCUCACCUUCUGACCCCCAUUAACAACUUUUGUGGUACUGCAGGGGAAGUGACAUCAUUUAGUGACCUAUCCCUGACCAUUUCUAACCUUAUCUUCCGUUCUUUACAAAUGGACACCAAAAAGUAUUCGGCACAGUUUUCAGCCUAUUCAUUUGCCUCUCAACACCAACCUGAAAGAAAAAGUACAUGAUUUUAUAAUUUAGUAAUUUCAAACUUGGCUUAACUUGACUCCUACAUAGGUUAUUUAUUAACACUUUGCUUGGGCCAUACUAAUUGUAUGUUAGAUGUUUGCCUUUGUUUUACUGUCCUGAUAAAGGAGGGCACUGGACUGAGUAAUAUGAAUGUACUAAGUGUAGGUUAAGCAAGAAGAUCCUCUCUGAAGACCUUUCUGAAUGGCACAAAAAUCUGAUUAUUUAUCAUAAAGGCUAAGUCCUAUUAGUUACAUUGUCCUGCUAAAAAAGAGGCAAAAACCUGAUUACUGUUCCAUAAGAGAGGUCAGUUUCUCUUUUUAGAAGAACAGAUAUGAGAUUUUCAGAUGGUCUUGCUUUCGAAAUUGGUCAUCUAUUAUAAUUUAAGAAAAGGUCAUUUGCCCAUUAAUAAAAGUGCAAUACUACUUUGACUCAACAUUUGAAUGAUGGGCAGCAAUUUUUGUGGCGCUUCUAAUAAAGGCUAAUGGAAAUGAUAAGGAGGACGCAGGAUCGUCUAUCCUAUGAAACCUUUUUUUAUUUCAAGUUUGAUUUAUACAUGAUUAAAAAAAAAUAUAUGUACCUAAUAUUCCACCUGUCACAGAAUUUUUAUGUUUUAAAAUUGAUGAAAGCAAAAUUAAUUAUAUACAUUUAUUGUUGUUAUUUUUGUGUUUUUAUUUCUCUGUGCUGAAAACUGUUGUAAAGAUUGUAAAUGUGUAAACUAAUGUCUGAUUUGGGGAGUAAACAUUUUACAGAAAAACACUUUAUGAGUAUCAAGCUGUAAAUGUUGUUUUAGUAUUAAGAUUUUUUUAUAGAGGGACUAUGAAUAAAUAUCAUGCUCAAAAAUA
Messenger RNA from Silurus meridionalis, 11694 nucleotides. RefSeq names its product BAH and coiled-coil domain-containing protein 1. Bases 610 to 8979 code for a protein of 2789 amino acids. NCBI's taxonomy places the organism in Eukaryota, Metazoa, Chordata, Actinopteri, Siluriformes, Siluridae. The transcript has 29 exons. The record is from RefSeq and is a predicted model, not a curated record. Gene Ontology annotation, molecular function: chromatin binding.